Glycine soja is the source of this 1892-nucleotide messenger RNA. Its product is annotated as dof zinc finger protein DOF3.2-like. The record is from RefSeq and is a predicted model, not a curated record. Gene Ontology annotation, molecular function: DNA-binding transcription factor activity; DNA binding. The transcript is spliced from 2 exons. Bases 451 to 1449 code for a protein of 332 amino acids. Gene Ontology annotation, biological process: regulation of DNA-templated transcription. Lineage: Eukaryota; Viridiplantae; Streptophyta; Magnoliopsida; Fabales; Fabaceae.
CUGAGAAGGAAGAAAACUGAGCUCGUAGGUUAUUACCAAAGACUGCAUUAAAUUUUUAUAGGUUUGCCUUGUCUACAACUACCCCCCACAAACAGUAAUCAAACCCUUCACCACACACAACCCUUCAAGUAAUUUUUAAUAAGAUCAUAAAUAGGCAUUAGAUAUAGACAUAGACAUAAGAUAAAAGACAUGCUCACUACUUCUUCUCAACUUCAUAGGCCUUUCUUAUUCUUCCUUCUAAGAAACCACUUCAAAUCAUCAACUUCCCUAGACUUACACACCCUUUGGGCUGUAACAAGCAAUCUGAUCCUCUUGUUAUCAUUCAGAUUGAUUUCUCUUCUAGCACCUCGAUCAAAGGGCUAAAAAAAUUUGCUACUUAUUGCACUUUUCUUUUCAUGGUUUGAUACAUCUUAUUGAUUUUAGUGCUAUUUCAAGGGGUGAAUUUGAGACAUGGGUUUGAGUUCUAAGCAGGUUUCUAGCAGUGGACUUGAUUGGAAACAAACCUUGUUGGAGGCUCAGAAUUUGGAACUUCCAAAGCCUAAUCUGAUGAGGAAACAACAGCAGCAGCAGCAGCAACAACAACAACAAACUCAGCCGAAUUCAGAGUCUUUGAAAUGUCCAAGAUGUGACUCUACCAACACCAAAUUUUGUUACUACAACAACUACAACAAGUCUCAGCCUCGCCAUUUCUGCAGGGCUUGCAAGAGGCACUGGACUAAAGGUGGAACUCUACGCAAUGUUCCAGUUGGUGGUGGAAGGAAGAACAAGAGGGUCAAAAAAUCAAUCACUCCAAUUACAACAUCUUCCACCACCACCACACCAAUCACAACCGCCACUUCAACUUGCACUGCCACAGUCACAACCUCAAUUGGCAACAACAUGGAUGCUAUGUUGGGUUGUUAUAGCCACAUGACAAUCCAAACUCCUCUUGCGGAUGAUCAGAAAAACAUGUCUUCCUCUCUCUACCAAGCUCUAAUUCGUCCACCACCUUUGCUGCUACAACAGAAUCUGCUCAACACAAGAGAAUUAGAAGGCAAAGAUUUUGGUAUUGGUAUCGGUAAUAAUGGUAUCUUUCCUAGUUCAACUUUGGCUCUUCCUACUCAUCAAAGCCAAAGCCUACUCUUCCCUUUCUCAGCCUCAAGCAGAUCUUUUGACACCAACCCUUGUUCAGUAGUGUCAACCUCUCUUAGAUCCUCCAAUGUUUAUAACUAUGGGGAGGAUCAGUUUAAAGCAAUAGAGGAACCAACCAUCAAUAGUACUACUGCUACUAUAGUGCCUAGCACAGGUGGCACCAACAACACACAUCAUCCAUGGGAGAUAGCAGCAGCAACAAGUGGUGUUGGCUUGGGAACUUCUUCAAAUUCAAACUAUUGGAAUUGGGAGGAUUUUGAUUCAUUGGUUUCAACUGAUCUAAAAGAUCCCUGGGAUGAUUCAGAUAUCAAACCCUGAGAACCAAACAAUAAGCAACAACACAUCAUGAUGGGGCAUGAGAAGUAUUUAGAGCUGUCAUGUUUUAGUUUCAGCUUCAGCUUCAAGCAAAAGGGUCCCAAAAUUCCUCACAAUUAGUUGCAACCCACUCUGUUUGCCUCUUUGUUCAUCUCUCUUAUCAUUUCCUCUAAUCUCUAAUAAUAAAAUGGUGUAUUAAUGUAUGCAAACAUUGCAAAGUAGUGUCUAGCAUUAUUUAUCAAUAUAGGAUUUUGUUUUUUUUAUUUUUUAUUUUAUUUUUUGGGGAGUUUUGUGAGUGCUUUGUGAUGGGAGUGAUAUAGAUAUGGGGUCUGCUCCAGCACUGCUGAACUGACAGAAUGUGAUUGGAAGAUUCUUUGGACAUGUAUAUAUCUUGGAAUGAUAUUUUAUCAUACGGUUUUAUUGCUUAUGAUUCAUUAUCACCACCA